GGGCACAACCCUCGCUUGAGAGCAUGGGUUGGAACAAGGAGGUUCAUGAUGCUGCAAGAAAACAAAUUUGCAAGUUUUGGUACUUUUGCAACAUUCCAUUUAUUGCAGCCAGGUCUCCUUAUUGGCAAGGCAUGGUAGAUUCCAUAACCAUUUGUGGUGCGGGGUUUAAAGCCCCUACUGAUGCUGAGUUAAGUGGCCCCCUCUUCUUACAAAUGGUUGAGGAUAUGAAAGUUGAGCUAGAGGACCACCGACAGUCUUGGAGCCAAAAGGGUUGCACCAUCAUGACAGAUGGUUGGACGGAUAGGAGGAAUAGAACACUCCUAAAUUUUCUUGUUUCCUGCGGUGGUGAUUGAUCAUGAUUCAUUCUAAUUUGUACUUCCUUAAAUGCAUUGAAUAAAUUAAAUUUUGAUUCGUUGAAAGUUUUAAAAUC
Cryptomeria japonica (Japanese cedar) is the source of this 430-nucleotide messenger RNA. RefSeq lists its product as uncharacterized. The record is from RefSeq and is a predicted model, not a curated record. NCBI's taxonomy places the organism in Eukaryota, Viridiplantae, Streptophyta, Pinopsida, Cupressales, Cupressaceae. The transcript has 2 exons. The coding region runs from base 24 to 353 and encodes 109 amino acids.